UUGAAGCCGCUCCAUAUAUAAAAAUCAGCAAUCUCCCCUUUAAUCUCUGCUAUAAUUCCUGACAAUUGGUUGUUGAUUAUGACUUUUUCAAUAAGAAUAUUACUUUGCGAUAAGGGAAAUGGUUUUCAUCACAAAAUUAAUGGGAUUGCUAAUCAUUUUCCGGGGACAUUUUGCAAUGAGAAGAACGAACUUUUGCGUUCCGUCAUAAAUGAAUUUAUUGUUCAUUUUUAUAAUUAUUCCCGAGUGUCUGAGUCUCAUUGGUAGCGAAGAAGACGAAAAUUUUGUGGCUACUGGAGGAAAUCGAAGAGCAUUGGUCUGUAAAUUCGGAAAUCAUGAGUACUGGCUCUUCAAAGAGAGGAAGACUUGGCCAGAAGCUGUACUUCAAUGUGAAAAAGAGGGUACGGAAAUCGCCGAGGUCCGAGAGAUGGAUGAGGCGAAGAGGCUUGCUCAAAUUAUGAUGAGAAAUCGACCCGAUGCUAUCGAGAGUGCGUGGAUCGGUGGCUACGCAAAAAACAAGACCCGUGGCAUUACCUGGCGAUGGAUAUCCACAAACGAGGAGAUAUCGAAGACAAUUCUGUGGCGUGAGCCGCAAAAAAUCAUAAAUAAUUCGUCAGUUCGGGGUUGUCUCCUAUUUGACUGGCACCACUGGGAGAACCCGGCGUUCAUCGAGUUUCCCUGCGAUAGACGACGGGAAUACAUUUGCCAGCGAAUGACAAACGAUGGGACGGUUCACCCCGACCCUUCAUCCCCCGCACAUAAAUCGACUUUCAAUAUAUCGCCUACAACAACUCCUUCGACAGUUACGACUUCAUCAGCCGCUGCGAAAUUUAUUUCGACGAUAAAUAUCAACUUCUCCUCAACAUCAGCAGAACUUCCUAGUGACGAUCAUGAUUUCACAACCGUACCUCUAGUGACUUUCAUAAAGCGAAACAAAAUUCGAACGACUACUGAGGAUUACCAGGAGAGAAACGAUGAGGAUUAUUAUAACUACGAUGAGAUGGAUCAUUUAAGACUGGCGAUAAGCACGAGAGAACCAUUAAGCCCCACAACAACGCAGACGGAAAGUCCUCUUAUGGUUCCUCCAAAGGACGAAGGAAGAAUUCCGAUGACCAGGGGAAAUCCGGUAAUUUUCCCUCCGGAACCUGAACCGCGAAACAACGUGAAACCCCUGAAACUUUAUUACGCAUUCGAGGGUCCACUCGUGGCGGCCUUGAGGGAGAACAUGACCGGAGGAUCAAAUUCUCAUUACGGGCGAAGGUAUCAGAAGUACGUGGCAGUCACGAAGACACCAUUGAAAACGACUCUUUCCCAGAUCAGAGGCAGAAUUUUCGGGGGAUGA
Molecule: messenger RNA, 1339 nt
Organism: Diachasmimorpha longicaudata
Lineage: Eukaryota; Metazoa; Arthropoda; Insecta; Hymenoptera; Braconidae
Exons: 2
Coding region: 209-1339 (376 amino acids)
Source: RefSeq, a predicted model, not a curated record